Molecule: messenger RNA, 1431 nt
Organism: Lampris incognitus (smalleye Pacific opah)
Lineage: Eukaryota; Metazoa; Chordata; Actinopteri; Lampriformes; Lampridae
Product: syntaxin-12-like
Exons: 10
Coding region: 101-907 (268 amino acids)
Biological process (GO): intracellular protein transport; vesicle fusion; vesicle-mediated transport
Cellular component (GO): endomembrane system; synaptic vesicle; SNARE complex
Molecular function (GO): SNAP receptor activity; SNARE binding
Source: RefSeq, a predicted model, not a curated record
GUCGUCGCACACCGUCUAAUCCCGAUACAUGCGUUUGGAGCGGCACAUCCAUCGUCAAACCGUCCUGCUAACAGUUGGGCCCUGAAAUAAUACAGCAAGGAUGUCCUACGGAAGAGGAGAUAGCUACCGGCCACAGCCAAGAGACUUCAGUAACCUGACCCAGACAUGCAGCACCAACAUCCAGAAAAUCACCCAGAACACUGGGCAGAUCAAAACCAUGUUGUGUCAAAUGGGAACGAGACAGGAAACCUCAGAGUUGCAGGAGAGGCUCCAGCAGCUGCAGCACUACACAAACCAGCUGGCUAAAGAAACCAACAGACACCUGAAAGAGCUGGGCUCCCUACCGUCACCUCCAUCCCCCUCUGAACAGAGACAGCAAAAGAUCCAGAAGGAGCGUUUGAUGAACGACUUCUCUGCAGCUCUCAACAACUUCCAGGUGAUGCAGCGACGGGCCGCGGAGAAAGAGAAGGAGUCGGUGGCAAGGGCCCGGGCCGGGUCCCGCCUAAUGGGAGAUGGUUGCAACGUGGAUGAGCAGCUGGUUACGUUUGCAAAAGAAGAUGAUGACUGGGGACAGAGCCAGUCUCAGAUUGAGGAGCCUGCCAUCACAGAGGAGGACCUGGAGAUCAUCAGAGAGAGAGAGACCAACAUCAGACAGCUAGAGGCUGACAUUAUGGAUGUGAACCAAAUCUUCAAGGACCUGGCCAUUAUGAUUCAUGACCAGGGUGAAAUAAUAGACAGCAUUGAGGCAAAUGUGGAGAGCGCUGAAGUCCAUGUGGACAGAGGCACUGCCCAGCUUCAAAGAGCUGCCUAUUACCAGAAGAAGUCACGUAAGAGGAUGUGCACCUUGGCCUUGGUGCUGUUCCUAGUGUUUUACCAUCCUCGUGAUCAUCAUCUGGCAGGCCAUUAAAUGAGAGGAUGAGCAUGGGCAGGGCUCUCAGUGGCCCACUUAUUACUUACUAUGGCUUCCAAUGAGUUUAUGUGAGUAUGUGUUUGUACCCGUAUGUGCGUGCAUACUGUACAUGUGCAUGUGCAUGUGUUUGUGUGCAUGUGCAUUAUGCGUGCACAUAUUUGUGAUAAGUGAGUCUGAGCAGGAGAAGAUGUGUGUUCUGGUGUGGAUGUCAAUUUUUUCAGUCUUCUUCAUAUGAAAGAUUGUUUGACAUAUAAAAUGUUUUGACAUCACUUCAGCUCUGGCCUCUGGUUUCCAGUAUAACUCUUGAAUUGAUGGUUCACUGUCACAAUAAUAACAAUACUAUAGGCUGUCACUUGUCAGUUAUGUGAUACCCUGCCUGCUUGACCAUAUAUUAAUCUCAAGGGGAAUUCCCCCCUCGCUCUCUCUCUCUCUCUCUCUCCCCCCCGUUCCCUUUUUCACUCUCUCUCUCCCCCCUCUCGCUCUAACUCCCCCUUCUCUCUAUUUCACUCUCUGUCUCUCUA